GGACAGUCGUGGGAUAUUUGAAAAUAAGGAGGUGCAGGAGGUAAUUAGCGCAAGUUAAAUGGACUGACCCGAUGGGUCAGGCCCAUUUCAACGCCCAUGCAUAUGAUUGGGUGAGUGAGAGGAACCGCAUGUUAUGCGUCGUUUUGAGGAAAAGAAAUUUGAGAUGCGCAAUGGCGCAAAGAAGAAAGACCAACGAAGUUCAAAACCAUUAAUUAACCAAUUCUCAUUCGUUGGUUCAUUCAAUUCUCGAUCCCCCAUCUAAUUAGGGUUUCCAUGCUCUCCCAAACAAGAAGCGAUUAAGAUUAGAUUUUUCAGCAAUGAACAACACCAACCCAACCAAGAAUGCUGCAACGCCGUCGUUUUUCACCAACCCUGGAACACCCUCCAUCCCCAUGAACCACCUUCUCUCCCAAACGCAGCCUCAACCACAAGGUGCCACGUCACACUUCCACGGCCACUUUCAGCUUUCACAACCCCAAACCCACGUGCUCGCACCACAACAACAGCCACACCCUCAUCCUCAUCCUCAAGUGCACAACAAUGCAAACACCAACGCCCACGUGGCAGCACCCACACCUCCCAAGCGUGCAAGUCAGAAACCCCCUUCACGCCCUCAGGGCUCCUCCAACGCCAGCCAAUCCUCUGCGUUCAAGACCAUGGAACUUACCGUGGCGCCGCCCCGGAAAAAGAGAAGCUUUCCCUAUAAUAAGGUGGUUCCGGAAAAGGUGGCAAAGCUUGUGCCAGAAUCCGCAAUCUACGCCAAGUUGCUGGGACUCGAGACUCAAAUAGACUCUGCUUUGGCUAGGAAGAAAAUCGAUGUGCAGGAGAAUGUUAGGAACCCUCGCUGUGUUAGGAAAACGCUUAGAGUUUAUGUUUACAACACUUUUUCGAAUCAGGUGAAAGUGGAGCCUGGGAAGAAUGGUGUGGAGGAGCCUUCUUGGGCGCUUAGGAUAACCGGAAGGGUGUUGGAAGAUGGUAAGGAUUCUGUGGCGGAAGGGAUUUCGACGAAGGAAUAUCCAAAAUUCUCGGCUUUUUUCAAGAAGAUUACCAUAUACUUGGAUCAGGGUUUGUACCAGGAUAACCAUGUUGUUGUGUGGGAUAGUGCCCGUUCUGCGGCUGCACAGCAGCGCGAUGGUUUUGAAGUGAAGAGGAAAGGAGACAAGGAAUUCACUGCGGUGGUUAGGAUGGCGAUGAAUUAUUCGCCUGACAAGUUUGUGGUUUCUCCGCAACUGGCUAGAGUUUUAGGGGUUGAGUUUGACUCGCGAGCUAGGAUCAUAGCUGCUCUUUGGCACUAUGUGAAGGCUAAGAAACUGCAGAGCCCGAAUGACCCUUCGUUCUUCAUGUGUGACACUUCUCUCCAGAAGGUGUUUGGGGAAGACAAGAUGAAAUUCUCUGUGGCUUCGCAGAAGAUAUCGCAGCAUUUGUCACAGCCACGGCCUAUACACCUGGAGCAUAAAAUCAAGCUUUCUGGAAAUGGUCCAGCCGGAAGUACGUGUUAUGAUGUGCAGGUUGAUGUGCCUCUUCCCCUAGAGAAGGAUAUGUCUGCAUUCUUGGCAAGCACUGAGAGGCACAAAGAUAUUGAUGCUUUUGAUGAACUGAUCUGUGAUUCAAUAAAGAAGAUUCAUGAACAUCAUAGGAGACGGGCAUUUUUUCUCGGCUUUAGUCAGUCCCCAGCAGAGUUUAUUAAUGCCUUGAUCGCUUCUCAGAGCAAGGAUCUGAAGCUCGUUGCUGGAGAUGUUAGCCAGAAUACUGAAAAUGAACAAUGUGCUGAAUUCUACAAUCAACCGUGGGUUGAGGAUGCUGUUGUUCGCUACCUGACCCGAAAAAAUGCUCGAAGUGAUGCUCCUGGAAACAUCUGAGAGAUAAUUGUGAAAUAGUAAUUGUUUUUCACUUGGGUGGUGGAGGUGGUUAGUUUUCUGAUACCACUUUAAGGUCUUGUCCCAACAUUGCUAAAGUUUCUAUUCCAUCCUUCAUAUUUAUGUUUUGGAGUAGAGUACUGACAGUACGUUGACUCGAGAAUUUUCUGAUCGCCCCUGGCUCAUUUUUGGAGUCCCUCAACUGUUGUAUCUGUACCUAUUGUUUCUCAUCCACUCUUCUACUCACCCAUUCUAGUUUGGUAAAAUGAGCCAAGAACAACAAUAUAUGUAGAGCAUCAAGUCUUCACAAUGGUAUAUUUGAGAUGGAUUAGAUAUCUACCUUGUCCUUUUUCCCAGGCAUGUAGAAUGCAAGGAUUACACUAAUGUCUCCGCACUUCAGGAAGCUUCAUUUUACUGUAUUUACUUAAAUUAUAUAUUAUUAUUUAUUUGUUCUCCUCUGGGCAUCAAAGACUAUAAGGCAUAAGCUCUUCACGGCCUAUCUGAUAGUUUGAAUCUACAAGGUCCGUUCGUUCGGGAAUUGAGAUGAA
Glycine soja is the source of this 2404-nucleotide messenger RNA. RefSeq names its product SWI/SNF complex component SNF12 homolog. The transcript is spliced from 2 exons. Gene Ontology annotation, cellular component: SWI/SNF complex; nucleus. Gene Ontology annotation, biological process: regulation of transcription by RNA polymerase II. Bases 318 to 1859 code for a protein of 513 amino acids. The record is from RefSeq and is a predicted model, not a curated record. Lineage: Eukaryota; Viridiplantae; Streptophyta; Magnoliopsida; Fabales; Fabaceae.